Messenger RNA from Penicillium crustosum, 1134 nucleotides. RefSeq lists its product as uncharacterized. The record is from RefSeq and is a predicted model, not a curated record. Gene Ontology annotation, molecular function: ubiquitin protein ligase activity. Lineage: Eukaryota; Fungi; Ascomycota; Eurotiomycetes; Eurotiales; Aspergillaceae. The coding region runs from base 1 to 1134 and encodes 377 amino acids. The transcript has a single exon.
AUGCCUUCACGAUAUUCCCGUGUCGCAACCUUCCCCAUGGCUCCUCUAUCCGCUAUCAUCAAACUCGAACCGGAGGAAGAACCUUGGUGUGCCGGCUACGCUCCUUCACAGGGCCGUCGUUGUCACAUGCGCACAAAUGCACGCGGUCGCCGUUCGGCAAUGAUGCUUCUCAACGAGGGUACCAAAGACCUGCAAGCAGGUUGGAACAUCGAUAUACUGCUAGAGGAUCUGGCUCCUCAUGUUUUAUGCACAAGGUUCCACCAGAACCAGGCUUCGGAUCUCGUGCGUCGUUGGAAAAGACAAGUCCGUACAUACCUCGAUUCGCAGGUUGUUUCAACACCAUAUACACGGCCAGCAAGAGCAUCAUCCCGAAUGAUCUCAGAGACUGCUGCUGCAGAAAUGGAGGAGAAAAUUGCCGUUCUUCAGCAAAGACUCCGUGAGGCCGAGGAAAAGAUCAGACGCCUUGAGGCUGCUCAAUCUGUCCUACCGACUACUACAAACACUCGUCAUCGCGAGGGAAGAAACACGAGUGCGGUCGUCAAUUCCAGUAGCGGGGGAAGCGCAUCUAGCGAAAAUAUUCCAGUACAUCAUGUUAACGAACCAUUGAGAAGAGGUUCGACGGAAUCUUCUACCAAUCAGUCAGUGAUCCCAGUACCUCGGCCAGUCCAAACCCAGGCCAGCCGUCAAACAAGCGCUAUUCCUGUUUCGAGUCAAAGACCAGCGAGCACACCAACUGUGGCUCGCGCCUCCAGUAGAAUUGGUAACACGGUCAGCCAGAAUGGAAUACCGCAGCCAACUCGCCGGGAGGUCGAAGGAGAAUGUGGUAUCUGUUUGUGCGAUUUGCAUAGUUCGCAAGAUGGGGACUCGGACGAAGAGGAGGAUAGCGAGAGUAGUAGUGGCGAUGACCUCGAUGACGAGGAUGAUUAUGAUGGUUCUGAUUUUGAUUCUGAUUUUGAUGACGAUGAGGAUUCCGAUGCUGACGAUAAUGAUGCGGAUGGUCAUGAACACCUUGAAGAAUUGGUUUGGUGCAAGGCGCGCUGUGGAGUCAACUUCCACAAACAAUGCAUCGACCAAUGGCUAGAAACAGACAACGCUUCCACAUGUCCAACAUGUAGGAGCAGAUGGAAACACUGA